Molecule: messenger RNA, 2895 nt
Organism: Nerophis ophidion (straightnose pipefish)
Lineage: Eukaryota; Metazoa; Chordata; Actinopteri; Syngnathiformes; Syngnathidae
Product: gastrula zinc finger protein XlCGF57.1-like
Exons: 3
Coding region: 305-1645 (446 amino acids)
Biological process (GO): regulation of transcription by RNA polymerase II
Molecular function (GO): DNA-binding transcription factor activity; RNA polymerase II cis-regulatory region sequence-specific DNA binding
Source: RefSeq, a predicted model, not a curated record
GAUAAAGCAAGAUGGCGUCUGACGGUGAAGACGUUAUUGCAGUCGUCACAGUUCAGUGUUCUUAAUCUGUGCCUCCAUGGACACAUAUAUGUCCUUUAUUACACUCUAGUAAAUAGAGUAAACAUUGUUAAUAACUGUUUGCAUCUGGUUAUAUUAGUCUGAGCGCACUUUGAUGCUUCUCGAGCUAGCUUAGCCUGCUAGUUAGUUUAGCUUGUUAGCUGCUAACAAAGAGAGGCGGAAGUGAUCAAAACACAUCACUAAGUAGAGAUCAAGUGUGAGUGUAAAGUGUUGUGAUUGUGUGAAAAUGUGCCAAAGAACCAUAGCAGAGUACGAGGAGGAACUUUGUCCAACAAAAGAGGAGAAGGAGCGACAACAUGAAAAACAUCAAGUUGUGUUACACAGAACAGACAUCCAUCAGCUGAUUGGACACCAAGAAGAAUGUCUCCCUCAUCUGCAGGGGGACAGUUUCACUUUAGAGUAUCCACAGCUCUCACAUUUUAAAGGGGACAAAGAUGAGCCACAGCCCUCUUAUUUCAAAGAGGAAGAGGAGGGAGAGUGUCCUGUAGGGCAGGAGGAGGCUGAUGUCAGCAAGUUUCCACUGACUGUUGUCUCUGUGAAGACUGAAGAGCAUGAAGACAAACCACCUGAGUCCUCACAGCUUCAUCACAGUCCAAACGUCUGUGAAGAACAUCUUCACCCUGAGCAACAGAAGUGGAGCUUCAGGAUGCGAACGGAGGAGCCACAGCCCUUCCACAUUAAGAAGGAAGAGGAAUGCCCACUGACCCCCAUUUUUAAAGAGGAAGAGGAGGACCCACAGACACCCCGAUUUAAAAAGGAAGCGGUGGAUCCACUGAGCCCUCACAUUAAAGAGGAAGAGGAAGAACACAGCAUCAAUCAGCAGGGAGAGCAUCUUGAAGGACUGGAGGAGGUUGAUGUCAUCAAGAUGCCAGUGACUGGUGUCCCUGUGAAGAGUGAAGAUGAUGAGGUGAAAGGUGAAAGUGAGGAGAGGGGAGGGGGGGAGCCUCCAAGCAGCAGCUCAACACAACACAUGACAACAGAAGCUGAUGGAGACCACUGUGGAGGAUCACAAGCAGACAAGCUCUUAGCUCCACUAUCAGAUAGUGAGGACACAACGUCACACUCUCCUGACACUGAUGAUGAAGACUCUAAAGAUGAUAAGACAUGUCACACUGACAACACUCACUUCACAUCUUCUCUCUGUCACAAAACCUUUAAAUACUAUAGUCUUCUGAAAAGACACAUGAGAACACACACUGGAGAAAAACCUUUUUCAUGUUCAAUCUGCGGUAAAGAUUUUACUCAGAGGUACGAUUUGAAAAGACACAUGAGAACACACACUGGAGAAAAACCUUUUUCAUGUUCAAUCUGCGGUAACGAUUUUACUCAUAGGCAACAUUUGAACACACACAAGAGAAUACACCCUGGAGAAAAACCUUUUACUUGCUCAGAAUUCUGUAAAAGAUUUGCGCGAAAAGCAGUUAAAAAGACACAUGAGAAUACACACUGGAGAAAACCCAUUCAUGUGCUCAAUUUGUGGCAAAGGAUUCUCCCAGAAGGGACAUUUGGUAAACCACACAAAAACACACACUGGAGAAAAACCUUUUUCAUGUUCAAUCUUUGGUAAAGGAUUUACUCAAAGGCACCUUUUCAAAGCACACAUUAGAAGACACACAGGAGAAAAACCUUUUUCAUGUUCAAUGUGUGGUCAAGCUUUUACUCGAAGUGACCAUUUCAAAGCACACAUGAGAAUACACAUUGGAGAAAAAACAUUUUUAUGUUCAAUCUGCGGUAAAGAUUUUACCCGAAGGGACCAUUUCAAAGCACAUAUGAGAAUACACAAUGAAUAAAAAACCUUUUCACUGUUAAGAAUGUGGUGAAGCUUUUGUACAAUGAAGCAUUUUGAAAGUACACAUGAGAACACACACUGGAGAAAAACCUUUUUCCUGCUCAGAAUGUGUUAAAGCGUUUGUGUGAAAAAGCACAUUGAAAGUAGCCAUGAGAACACACACUGGAGACAUACCUUAUUGUAACCUGGGUGACAAAACCCCAUUAAAUAUCCUCAUUUAAAUAUCCUUUUAAAACCCCAUUGAAUAUUGUUUGUAAUUAAAUCUUCCUAUUUAAAUAAUUGUAUUUAAAUAUCCUCUCAAAACCCCAUUGAAUAUUAUUUCUAAUUAAAUAUCUUUCUAUUUAAAUAUCAUUUUACUUAAAUAUCCUAUUUAUUUUCGUGUCUUUGCGUACGUCAUUGCGUCACGCGGUCACGUGACCUCGUGCGUCAUUGCGUCACGCGGUCAUGUGACCUAUUGCGGGAAGCAUAAAAUCCAGUAGUGGGCUGCUUCCAGGAAGAGCGAGAGAGACGUUGCUGCAGGAGCCAACUACUGAAGCCGUGGGUCGUCGUGCGAGAGUGUUUAAGUGGGAUUUAUCUGCGGAAUUGGCCAUGUUGGAUGGCAAGCUAGAGCCUGAAGCUUUAUGCCUGGAACUGAACCAACCCAACUGAAUCCACCCAACCGAGCCGGGCGGCUUGGAGGCUCCUCAGCAGCCGCUCUGUUUUUUCCCUUUGGUUUUCCAUAACGCAACGUGUUCAUUUCUGUCCUCCCUGAACUUUCACAUUUACCCCGUUACCUUCACUAAAACCCCUCUGGACACUGCCACCACAACGUGGACUUUGCGAGGUCGUUUAAUGAACUGUCGUGUUGCGCUUAUACCCUCUUUGGUAAAAACAAGGACUGAAUCAAGUACUGUAUCACAUUGUAAAUAUUGAACGUUCUGUAAUUUAUGUUGAAAAUGUGAAUGGCCAUUCCAAUUUACAUGUCUUUUUGUUGUUGUUUAUUUUCCCUAUAAUUCUUUAAUAUAAUUUGGUACCAUUUAAACAUAAAA